UUUUAUGUUUUGAGCAAAAACCCUCUUCCUCCGCCCUGAAACACCAACCAUGCGGCGUUUAUUCAGUCUCGGCGGCGUCACUCGCCGCAACUACAUCCUCUGCCGCCAAUACAAAGCGGCAAAGGCAGCAAAGGCGCCGUCACCGGCGACUCCUCCAAAAGCUCCAAAGAAGCCACAAAAGUUCAGCUUCCACGGGAUGACAUGGGAGGACCCUUACAGCUGGAUGUCGAAGCUAAACGACAACGUUUCAAUGCGUCACAUGGACGUGUACAUGGAGCAAGAAGAGAAGUACACAGAGGCAGUCAUGUUCGAUUCAGAGCGCCUCCUCAAUAAGCUCCAAUUGGAAAUGGCCUCACGAAUGCCCUUCGAGCUUUCCACUCCUCCCCUUCGCUGGGGCCCAUGGUUGUAUUAUCGACGUGUUGAAGAAGGAAAACAAUACCCUGUGCUCUGCAGAAGAUUGGCCAGCUUGCACGAUGAUUUCAUUUCACAUAAGUAUCCUUCUGCUGGAUUUGAUUUUACUACGGGGAAGAGAAUUGAGCAGAAGCUGGUUGACUAUAAUCAAGAAGCAGAGAGAUUUGGAGGUUAUUCUUAUGAAGAACUGUCUGAGGUUUCCCCGAACCACCAGUUUCUUGCGUACACUAUGUAUGAUAAGGACAAUGACUACUUUAAGUUGUCUGUGAGAAAUUUGAAUUCAGGUUCUUUGUGUAGCAAGCCUCAGGCAGAUCGAGUUUCAAACUUGGCAUGGGCCAAAGAUGGGCAGGCAUUGCUUUAUGUUGUAACGGAUCAGAAAAAUAGGCCACACCGGAUAUACUACAGUCUGAUUGGAUCAACUGACGAAGAUGUUUUGCUUUUGGAAGAAUUAGAUGAAAAUGUUCACAUCAAAAUAAGACACACAAAAGACUUUCAAUUUGUGACUGUAAAUACAUUCUCUACCACAUCAUCAAAGGUCUUUCUAAUAAAUGCAGCUGAUCCAUUAUCUGGCUUGAAACUAGUUUGGGAAUGCGAUGCACUAGCUCACUGCGUAAUUGAACAUCACCAAGGUUACCUUUAUUUAUUUACAGAUGCUCCCAAAUAUGGGCAGUCGGUUGAUUAUCAUUAUCUUCUUCGUAGUCCAGAUGAUGCUCCUUCAAUUCCAAGAAAAUGGGAGGUAGUAUUUGUCGAUGACCCAGAUUUGAUUGUUGAGGAUAUUGAUUUUAGUGAUAAAUACUUAGCACUCAUUGUAAGAGAAGGCCAAAAUUUUAAACUUUGUUCAGUUAGACUGCCAUUGCCCUUUGGGAAGGGGGCAGUUAAGCUGAGGAAGCUGGAACUACAGUACUUGUCUCUUCCACAACAUGUUUGUCAAAUAUCACCUGGACCAAAUUAUGACUUUUUCUCAUCAGUCAUGCGAUUUAUAAUAUCAUCACCUGUGAUGCCUGAUGCUAUGGUUGAUUAUGACCUGGCAACUGGUAAUUGGAACAUCAUUCAGCAGCAAAAUAUGCUUCAUGACAGAACGCGGAUAUUGUAUGGUACAAAUUCUGCAAGUAUUACCAUGGACUCCUCGAAUUCUAAAUGCUCGAGUCCUAUGAACACCAACUUGGAAGAUGACCACUUAUGGAAUGACCUGUCUGAGUUUUAUGCAUGUGAACAAUUUGAUGUCCCUUCAUUUGAUGGGGUUUUGAUUCCUUUGACUGUUGUUUUUUCACGUAACAAUAAGCCAGAGGAUAAAAAACCUGGGAUAUUGCAUGGACAUGGAGCUUAUGGUGAGUUACUUGAUAAACGGUGGCGCAGUGAAUUAAAAAGCCUCCUGGAUCGUGGUUGGGUCAUUGCCUAUGCUGAUGUUAGAGGUGGAGGUGGUCGUGGUAAGAAAUGGCAUCAUGAUGGGAGAUGUACAAAGAAACAUAAUUCAAUCAAUGAUUAUAUCUCUUGUGCCAAGUUCCUAAUUGACAAUAAUAUUGUGCAUGAAAACAAAUUGGCUGGUUGGGGAUAUAGUGCUGGAGGACUUUUGGUUGCUUCAGCCAUUAAUCGCUCUCCAGAUUUAUUCCGUGCUGUUGUCUUGAAGGUUCCUUUUCUGGAUCCAACCAACACUCUUCUGUAUCCCAUCUUACCACUUACUGCUGUUGAUUAUGAAGAAUUUGGCUACCCGUGGGACCUUGAUGAUUUUCUUGCAAUUCGAGAAUAUUCUCCAUAUGACAAUAUUCAAAAGGAUGUUCUUUAUCCAGCUGUAUUAGUAACUUCAUCUUUCAAUACACGAUUUGGGGUAUGGGAAGCAGCAAAAUGGGUCGCACGAGUUCGUGAUCUUACAAUUUAUGACCCAAAAAGGCCAAUAUUGCUGAAUUUGUCCACAGAUAUAGUGGAGGAAAACCGUUAUUUGCAGUGCAAGGAAUCGGCUUUAGAGGCUGCAUUUCUAAUUAAGAUGAUGGAAUCUUAGAUUUUCCUACUGAUCUUUUUCUCAAAUCUCUGAAAUGUAGUUGGCAGUAUGCUAAAACAGCCAACGGAAUUGACACGAGGGCCUUUGCCGGUUUAUCAUGCAUGUGUAAGACCUUAGGCGCUUUCUGAAAGAAUUUGAAGUUCAUUAUAUGUAAUGUCACAAAU
Messenger RNA from Gastrolobium bilobum, 2571 nucleotides. RefSeq lists its product as uncharacterized. The record is from RefSeq and is a predicted model, not a curated record. Lineage: Eukaryota; Viridiplantae; Streptophyta; Magnoliopsida; Fabales; Fabaceae. The coding region runs from base 50 to 2407 and encodes 785 amino acids. Gene Ontology annotation, biological process: proteolysis. The transcript has 11 exons. Gene Ontology annotation, molecular function: serine-type endopeptidase activity.